AUGGCCGACAUCCAAGAAACCGUCGUGCCUUCGGGUCAGCAUUAUUCGGGGGCUCACCGUGUCCCAAAUAUCAAGCAGUUCAUGGCGUCCCUCGACAGAGAAAAGGAAGCCCGUGACGCCAAGUUGGAAGGGCCUGGCGAGCCAAAGGCUCACGAGAACAUCCCGGUCCGUGAGAUAGGCAAGAAUCGCCGUACCGUACGGGAUCCUGUCACGGGCAACGACGUCGAGAUCACCGACAUCGACUCUGGCCUUAUGAAGAGCGCCCGCAACCCGCAGCUUUCGGUGCCCAACGCGAACCUCAGCAGAUCGACCACAGUAGCAACCUCACCAAAUCAGACCGGAGAGGAGUACCGUCGCAACCAGGACGUCACCGCACCGCCGGAUCCCAUCGAGCCAGGCAGUACGUCGGACGUUCCCAUCCAUGGCGAGAAGACGAAUGUCUUGUUCCAUCCGACGCCAUCGGUGUCCUACGAGCCCAUGUUUGCGGCCAUCGAGGCGCGGGCAAAUUUCCUCUGUGGCGGUAUCUUCUUUGCCAUCAUCUUUCUGGGGCGGUUCUUUGGUGCGAGUCUCUGGGGCCUCAUCCCCCUGGCCAUGUGCAUCUCGUCUGGGGUGUUUCUGUGGGCCAAGGAUCUGAUCCGUCAGGGAAGAGAUCUGGAAUGGUCUAGCGAGCAAAAGCGUGGCGAAACUGCCGUCGUGAACCUCAUCCCGGAAAGUGUCGAAUGGCUGAAUACGGUAGUUGGCCUUAUCUGGAACUUGAUCAACCCCGAGAUGUUUGCUGCCGUUGCCGACACCCUGGAGGAUGUCAUGCAGGCUAGCGUUCCCGGCGUCAUCGAGCACGUCAAGGUCAACGAUAUAUCGCAGGGCACCAACCCGCUGCGCAUACUCUCCCUUCGCGCUCUGCCAGACUCGCACGUGCAGGACCUCAAGGACGAGAUUCGCAAGCGCGACGAAAAGACAAAAGAUCCACAGGAGCUUGCGGCAGACGAGGAAGGCGGAGACUUUUAUAACCUCGAGGCUACAGUCGCAUACCACGCUCUUCCUAGCUCGGGCGAUGUAUCGAGCAAGGCCAAGAACAUGGGCAUGCAACUCAUCUUUUAUCUAGGCGUCCGCGGUCUCUUUGGAGUCCCGCUGCCCAUCUGGGUGGAACUUAACGGACUGGUGGCGACAGUGCGCCUACGUGUGUCUCUUGCACCGAAUCCACCUUUCAUCAAGACGCUCAGCUUUACCCUUAUGGGCUUGCCCAAGGUGGAGGCAUCUUGUGUGCCUUUGGUCGAGAAGGGGGCCAAUAUCUUGAAUCUCCCCGUGAUUUCCAAUUUCGUCAACUGGGCCAUCGCUACCGCAGCCAACAUGUAUGUUGCCCCCAAAAGCAUGACGCUUGACAUUGGCAAGAUGCUGCAGGGCGACAGCAUCAAGAAGGAGACGGAGGCACUUGGCGUGCUCUUCAUCCGCAUCCACAAAGCCACCGGUCUGAGCAAGCAAGACCGUCGCGGCAGCGAGGGCGGAGGGUCUGACCCGUAUAUCUGCGUCGCCUUUUCCAAGUUUGGCAAGCCGCAGUACUGCACCCGAGUGAUCCAGGAUGACCUGAAUCCUGUAUUCUCGGAAAGCGCAGCGCUGCUUGUGACGCCCGAGGUGAUCAAGGCGGACGAGCAGCUAUCGCUGGAGCUGUGGGACUCCGACCGCAGCUCUGCCGACGAUGUUGUGGGCAAGGUGGAGCUGAGUAUCCAAAAGCUCAUUCAACACGCCGGCAGGAUGUUCCCGCAGAUCUCAAAGCUGCGCGGUGUCAAGGCCGACAGCACCAUGCCAGGCGAGCUGCACUGGGAGGUGGGCUACUUUGGCAAGACGCAAUUCCGUCGGGCGCUCAUGACGGACGGCAAGGACCCGAAACUGCCCAAGGAGCUUCGCGACAAGGCCGAGCUGCAGGACGACAAGGGCGCGCUGGAGACUAGCGAGGAGGAGGCAGUGGUGCGCACACCGCCAGACCCGCUCUGGCCCAGUGGUAUCCUGAGCAUAGUCGUGCACCAGAUCGUCAACCUGGAACUCGAGAACGUCAAGGGCAGCAACGGCAAGCGGAAGGGCCGUGAGUUUGAGCCAGCAAGGCCUGAGGCGGGCGAGCUCAAGGAGGAACAGAGCAAGAAACUGCCAAGCUCGUACUGCACCAUCUUAGUCAACGACGAACUGGUGUACAAGACACGAACCAAGGUAGUCUCAUCGAAGCCUAUUUUUGAGGCUGGUACCGAACGAUUCCUACGCGACUGGCGCUCCGGCAUAGUGACGGUGACUGUGCGGGACUCGAGGAACAGGCAACAUGACCCCAUCAUUGGCGUGGUGCCGCUGAGGUUAUCGGACGUGUUGCUGACAAGCAGCCAGAGCACACGCUGGUAUCCUCUGGAUGGUGGUAUUGGCUUCGGACGUAUCCGUAUCAGCUUGCUGUUCCGUUCUGUGGAGCUCAAGCUGCCGCCGGCUCAGGUUGGAUUCGGCGAGAUCGGAACUUUUGAAUUCCUGUCAGACAGCAUCGAGACAGUGGGCGGCUUUGCGCCAUCUGCCAAGACACGCAUCCACCUGCGCACUGGCGGGAGUUCGGCGACGGUUAAGAGUGACCGCUGCUCGCUGGCGGAGGGUGAUGCGAAAGGCCUUCGUUGGGAUUUGAGCAAAGACAAGGUGCGACUGCCAGUGCGGUACCGGUAUCGUAGCCCGGUGUUUUUCGAGUUUGUCCAGUCGGGCAAGAGGAAGACGCACCACUUUGCAGUGUUUUGGCUGCAGGAUCUGCCAGAUAACGAGGAGAAGGACUUUGAUAUUCCUGUUUGGGAGUGUAACAACGGCACAAGGCUGUCGCAGAAUUACAUCACUGAAGAGAACUACAAGACAAUCCCGGACAUCCACAUCAAGGAGCUGGGCCGUGUCCGCUUCAGGGGCCGAUUUAAGCCCGGCACGGACCGAGAUCACCUCAAGUUCGUGAGCGACAACGAUUCGCGCGAGACUAUCGAAAGCUGGGAAGCUUGCUUCGCCGAGGGAGUUCGGACAGAGGAAGUUGUGGGCGAGGUGCCGCCAUCGAUCCAGAAGCUGCAUGAGGCGUCGCUCACGCAGGGGAGGGAUGUGCUAGCCGCCGCCCCCGAGUCGGACAAGGAGAAAUGGAUGGCAAAGGAUGGAACAGACUGGAGCGUUGCGUUUGGGAAGGAUCCAGUAGAGAUGUUUGGCCACCGGGGCGACGGCAAAGAUGAUCACAGUGAUGAGGACGACGAAUAUGAAGACGGGGACUCGAGCAACGUCGACUUGGGGGUUACCGAUGCUUCCACCGAGGACGGUAGCACAGGCCUCAGCCCCAUGUCAAGUCGUGGUGACAGCAGCCAAGGCGUGCGAGAGUCGAUGGACAGCACGAUCAGCGGCGGAGGGGAGCUGCAGAAGAGCAGCAGUGGCAGCAGCAAGAACCCCAUUAAGCAGUACAAGGAGUACAAGGGUCGGAGCCGGGACCUGCAUCGGAAGCACAGGGGCUUGAUGCAGUGGAGACCGAUGCGAAACGUACAGUUCGCCAAGAACGAGGCGACUUUUGCGGCAAGGAGGAUCAUGAAGGUGGGCAGCCUGAACGGGAGGAAGCCCGAUGUCGAGACCGAGGUUUAA
Molecule: messenger RNA, 3615 nt
Organism: Pyricularia pennisetigena
Lineage: Eukaryota; Fungi; Ascomycota; Sordariomycetes; Magnaporthales; Pyriculariaceae
Exons: 3
Coding region: 1-3615 (1204 amino acids)
Molecular function (GO): lipid binding
Source: RefSeq, a predicted model, not a curated record